UGCGCCGCUGAAUUAGGUCCGUCUGAACUGGUGUCCUUUUAUUUUAUYCAUUUAAUUGACAAAACAAACUUCUAGUUUUAGGUUUGGAAAACAAAUUAGCUUUUGACUCGGUUCUUGGUUUCACUGCGCUUGCUUUGGCCGAGCAUGAAGCCGUGAGCUCGGAGCUAGCAGACUGCCGACACACGUCACGGCUCCGCUGGUGGACCGGAGACGCUCACGGAGGCUGUCUGAGCGGGACCUCCGUCUGGACACAGAGCAGAGGAAGGAUCCCCGAAACAUGGAUUCUCCUGAAAGGUGAGUCUGCAAUGCUUUAAGCUGAGGAGGAACAAAGCAGCAGAGGUGGAGGAGAUGGGCUGCACCUCUGCAAAGCAGGUGUCUUCUGUGCCCAACAGUGAGGAGGAGCAGAACAGAGCCCACAGCAACGGGGACAUCGUCCCUGAUGAGCUCAAGAUGAAAGGAGUGGAGAAAGUCAAGUACAUGGAUGGAGAGGAGGCAGGAGAAGACAGCCCCAAUGGCACAGAGAAGAUCGCUCUUCUUAGAAAAGGACAACAGAUAAAUGAAUCAGGGCCGAAUGGAAAGAUUCUGAGCAUUCACUCCUCAGAGAGCCAGCAGGAAUUCUUCCGAAUGCUGGAUGAGAAAAUCGAAAAGGGUCGGGACUACUGCUCAGAGGAGGAGGAGAUGACAUAGCCUCACGGUCCUGGAAUGAGAGGAACCGCGGUCCCAGCAGACGGGAUGGAAGAACUUACUUCUGAGCAGCUCCUUGUUUCACCCGAUUACUCACCAGUCCAACAGCUCCAAGUCAGAUUCCAAGUGAAAUCAGCUUCAGCUUCCUGCGAAGCCAAGCAAUGGUUUACGUCCUGGAUGAAGCCAUUUGAUGGCGCUUCAGGAUCUUUUUCUUUCUCUGCUGGGAGAGCUCCUGAACCCUGACUUCCUGAGCUGCCUGUGCUGUUUGCGUGAUGCAGCAGUGUUCAUGUGCACACUGAAUCAUAAUGAAUGGAACAGCUUUGCAUCAUGUGGAGGGUUUGCCCCCCUGAACUCCUUGUGACGAGACAUGGGGGGGUGCAGUAUGAGUGUUUCUACAGCAUGUAGGCCAGUUCAACAUGUUCGUCUGUCUCUCUUUGGAUGUAUUUACUUCAGAUACGGCUCAGGGUUAAAGUAUUGUAACCGUCCCUCAUGUAGUCUAGUCCCUCCUCUCAGUCAGACCCUUCAGCACCUCGAAGCGUUCUCUGGGGUCACGGGUGGUCCCCCGGUUCUGGUUCUYUUUCAUUUGAUCCAUGAGGUGAAGACUAAAGCAGCACAGAAAUCUGUUUGUGUCAUUCACCAGUGUUACAUCAACAUGUUGGUUUUUAUGUUGACCAUUUUUUGUUUUGUUUUUUUAAGAAAAUAAAAGUGUUUUUAGUAAUUUA
Austrofundulus limnaeus is the source of this 1406-nucleotide messenger RNA. RefSeq lists its product as uncharacterized. Bases 349 to 687 code for a protein of 112 amino acids. The record is from RefSeq and is a predicted model, not a curated record. The transcript is spliced from 6 exons. NCBI's taxonomy places the organism in Eukaryota, Metazoa, Chordata, Actinopteri, Cyprinodontiformes, Rivulidae.